AUGGCCACCUUCACAGGGCAGACAGAAGGAAAAGGCUCUUACGGAUGGUCUUUUGGCUUGGGCUGGGCCUCCUUUCCUCUCUUCCUUAUGACUGGUGAGUAUUUGUCGAAUGGGAAAUGCUGAAAAUGUAUGUCUUCCUUUCAAGGUUUACCUUCGCUCAGAGUUCCCAGCUGCAUUCUUUCAUUACAGAACAGUCUGGGGCUGAUUUACACGUUUAGCAUCACCAUGUAGUCGUGCCCCUGGCAGCGUGCCACAUUGGCUGUGGGUAGAGGUUCACAUAUUGGACAGUUUCCGGGUGUGACAUGCCAUACACUUGAUUCCACUCUCAGCAAAAGAGGAAGAGGGCGGAAUGUGAACCAAUCCCCUGGGUGUGCUGCUUUUCUGAAAGCAUGGAUUACUUCUGUAUGUUUUGCAUUGAAAACCAUUCAGAAAUGUCAUUCUCCCUUCUUACCUACCCUCUGAAGGAAUCAGGUUCCCCCAGAUUCAGCUUGAAGGGCAGGACAAACCAUCUGAAUCAAGUUUGACCUGAGUAUGUAGACAGGACUUCCAGACUACAGAAGUGCAUUUGUACAAAACUUCAGCAAUUUGGAAUUCAUUGGCCUUAUUCCUUACAAACUCCUCCAGAGACAUUAGCUGUAUAUUCAUUAUUCCAGAAUGAAUAGAUACUGAGUACUUUCCCCACCCUCUAUGAAGUACACAGACAAUCUAGAUCUAUUUUUUUGAGCCGGUAAACCCUUCCUUGAUAAACUGUUUUCAUUCCAAAAAUAGCAGCUCAUUGCAUAUUGAUUUUGCCUUACCCCACAGUGCAUCCCUUUGAAAACUUAUAAAAACAGAUGUAGGUGGGGUGGGGAGGAGCAUCUACUUCUGCCCAAUGAUUUAUAAGUGAACCAAGGAGAAUAUCUGCAUAAGGCAGCUUCUUAUGAUCAAAGUCAACACUGUCUGAGAAUUUCCAGGAUCAUGUGUGUUCAGGGUGGACGUCUUUACUAAUGGCUUUGCCAUCCUUUCCUUCCGUAGUGUGGGAGAGCAGAAAUGGAAUUGGGAUCCUCAAGUGGACUUCUGGCUGAUAUGUCACAUGAAAUCGUAGAAUCUUAGAGUUGGAAAAGACCCCAAGGGUCAUCUAGUCCAGCCCCCUGCUAUGCAGGAAACUCAGCUAGAGCAUCCAUGACAGAUGGCCACCCAACCUCUGUUUAAAAACCUCCAAGGAAGGAAAGUCUACCACCUCUUGUGGGAGUCUGUUCCACUGCCAAACAGCUCUUACUGUUAAAUGUUUUUCUGAAUGUUUAGUUGGAAUCUCCUUACUUGAAGCCACUGGUUUGAGUCAUACUCUCCAGUGCACGAGAAAUCAAGCAUGUUCCAACCUCCAUGUGACAGCCCUUAAGAUAUUUAAGGAUGGCUAUCGUUUCUCCUCUUAGUCUUUCCUUUAACAGGCUAAAUAUACUCAGCUCCUUCAAGCGCUCCUUAUAAGGCUUAGUUUCCAGACCCCUGAUCAUCUUGGUUGCCCUCCUCUGCACAUGUUCCAGCUUGUCAACAUCCUUCUUAAAUUGUGGUGCCCAGAACUGGACACAUUGUUCCAAGUGUGCUCUGACCAAGGCACAAUAGAGUGGUACUAUUACUUCCCUUGAUCAGGACACUGUACUUCUGUUGAUGCAGCCUAGAAUAGCGUAAGCUUUUUUUUGCUGCUGCAUCACACUGUCGACUCCUUUAAGCUUGUCAUCUACUAAGACCCCUAGACCCCUUUCACAUGUACUGCUAGUAAGCCAGGUGUCCCCCAUCCUAUAUUUGUGCGUCUGGUUCUUCCUGCCUAAGCGCAGAACCUUACACUUGUCCUUAUUGAAAUUUAUUUUGUUAGCUUGUGCCCAGUUCUCCAAUCUGUUAAGGUCAUUUUGAAUUCUGAUUAUGUCCUCUGCAGCAUUAGCUACCCCUCCCAGUUUGGUGUCAAUGGCUCGGGGAGGGACGUCUUGGCUUCAGCAUAUGCAUUUUAUGAUCAAAUUCAUAUAGAAAUGUAUACAUUGAACUAAUACAUCUUGCGAAUACAUUUUUAAUACAUUUUUGCAUAACUUAAAUAAACAAUUUACAUACUAAUGUGAGAAUGGGGUGUAACAGGCUAGAACUUGGCUGAUCCACCUAUCCCUAGACACCUCCAUUUCUACCUAGGACUUGUCCCUUGCAAAAGUCUCAAAAUGUGCAAAGAAUGUAAUUCUGUGGAAGAAAAUACCGUAUUGGCCUGAAUAUAAGCCACACCAACAAAUAAGCUGCACCUUUAAAAUUCAAAGGGGGGUGGGUAGAGAAAAAAAGACAAUACCCGAAUAUAAGCCGCUCCUUUAAAAUUCCGCAGGCACUCACACCCGUAAAUGGCAAAUGUAGAAGAAAAUCCUACGGAUACUAGAGAGGACCCGCAAGUGGGUUAAACACCGUAGCAGCGUAAAUGCAAAUUUUAAAAAAUCAAUACUGCACUGUAAGAUAUGGGGAAAGCGAUAAAUGACCUUAGAAUUAAUUGCACAACAGUCUCAAAUUGGCAAUACAACGUUUUUUUUGUUCCGUUUUACCAUAUGACUGUUUCAGCAGCGAUUUUGUGAAAGCCAGUUUUUGUAAGGUCCCGAAUUGAAGCCUCACUUUAACUUUUCGCGGUUGGAAUUUGGAAAAAAAGUGCAGCUUAUAUUUGGGCCAAUACGGUAUGUGUCCGUCCAUUAGAAUGGCAGGGGUUUGAGGAUCAGCGCAUGUUCCCAUCUUUGAGAAAGAGAAGUAAUCUUGGGGUCAAUGAUCAGGAUAUCUUGGGUGAUGUUUUAUUCUCCUCUGCCAAUUGCCCGAUUCAGCUCCUUCUCUCUCCUGACAGGUGCGCUGGCUUUCCUCUUGGAUGGGUCAGCAUGAACAUGAGGGAAAGACUUUGCUACCAUUUCAGAUGACACCUGGAGCUAUGUUGAUCACGUGGGAUGCAAACACAGCCUGCACCAAGACAAGCUGGACCUGGAGGAAAUAACUAUACUUUCAUGACGAAACUGAUGCAUUAUAUGAUAGCAAUAGGAUUAAGAAACAGCAACGUAGUCCCUUCACCACAAAUUGGAAUCUAUUAACUCAGUACUGUGGAACAGAGCUACCAACAGAAGACACAACUCCCAGCAUCCCAUACCACUGGCCUUUCUGACUUAGGAGAGCAAAAGACAGGCUAACUUUGGUUUAGAAGGAAAUCAUUCCUUCCCCAAAAAGAGAUUAAAGAGUAUAUACAGGAUAUUGUUUGCUUAGUAUAUGGAACUAUUAUUAAUGAAGAAUAGUGAUGAACAGUAGUCAGUGGCUGGGUUAAAGAUAAGGAAUGAGUAGACCAGACAUCUUCUAUGCAUUCAGCAGAAAGGAAUAGCCUAUGGCUAUGCAGUAAAUCAUAUGCUUUGCGGUAUUGCCUUCACAUUUUGUAUGAGCACAUGGCCUUUGUGAUUCACCUGUUUUUCUCCUAUAUCUUGUGGUUUUAAUGAUGAAUAAUAUAUUUAAAAUGAACCCCAAGAUUCCCAUGCCUAAAAGGCAGCCUGCAUAUGACAACAGAAACACGGCUUUUGAUUCAGAAUCAGGUCAGGUUCUGCAGCCAGAAGACAGCCCUGCAAAGUCAUUAGAAGCAAUAGAACCUCCCUCUUCUCCAUCUCUUGAUAGGCCUUCCUCUGUCUGUCUCUCAAACAUGCAAGUUCUUUGAGAAAAAUGGUUCUUCUUGCCAAGCUCCUUCGGGGCAUUUUAAUUAGACCUGAAUGUGACUUUUUCUUUAACAGAAUGUUCCCCUAGACAACCUACUUAUUGAGCAUUCAUCCAGAUGGGCUUGCAAAAAAUGGGUUAGACUGUGUCUGGUCUUUAUUGAGCAUCCAUUCUGAUUUGCUUGUGGGGCAGUUAUGCAACAAUCAGCAUUCAUCCUGCCUUCAUCACUGUUGGAUGUUUAUAUGUCUUCCCGUUAAUCACUUCUCCACACACAAAACACACCACUUGUCAAUGCAUCCCUCCCCCCCGUCAACCUAAGGGUUGUAGUCAACUAAUUUCUAAUCAGAGUAGACCCAUGACCUAGGUUAGUCAUAGCCAUUAAUUUCAGUGGAUCUACACUAAAGGAGUAGCAUCUACUAGAACUCUCUGUUUCUGUCAAGUGGUUCCAUAUCUUUAAUAUUACAAUAUUUAUUCAAAUAGUCUUUAAAUUUCUUCCAGUCUUCUUGAUGUUCCUCUUCUUUCUGCUCGUGGAUUCUCCUGGUGAAAGAAACAAUUAGGCCUAGGAUUAAAAUGGAAUUAAAUUUAUAAAUAAGAAAAUGUACGAUAAGGAAAGCUAUGUAACAUGAAUAGGACUGUGAUAUGGUCUUUUGAAACACUGAUAUUGGUAACGGCUACAUAUAAUUACUAAGAAAUUCGGAUGGAAGAGAUUCGAGGAAGUCAAAUACUAUGUUUAUGAAGAUGGAUGGUACUUAAUUUUAAUUAAUUAAGUGGUAAUAUGUUGUAUGUAUCUUUUUUUUCUCUUUUUUUGUUUGUUUUUAUUAUUGUUAAUCUUUCAUUUCUUUACUAUGUUUAUCUACUGAAAAUAAUAAAUAUUAUUUGAAAAAAAAAUGAACUCUCUGUUUCUGUUUUUAAAGUGAAUUUGUAGUGUCAGGGCUACCAAGCACUUUCUUCCACUUCAUUUGCGCAAACUUAAAUUUACAGCCUGUACUUGACUCCUUCCCACGAAACAGGGACAAUCUGGAGGCAUCCCAACUGAGCACUGUUAAAUUUACCUCCAGUGAAACUAUUCGGAAAAAGAAAUAUGCGACCCUGAACCAUGUUGACAUUACCAAUCUUACAAAAAGAGAUUCUAAAAUAAAAUAAAAUGCUUUAUUUUUCUCUCAGUGACUGCUGUGUGCAAAAUCUCCCCCUCCCCGCAAUAAAAUGAACAUCCAUUUAUGGACUCCUCAAAACUCAGUGAAAAGGCGAUAAAAUGGCAAGUGCCAUUCAAUAUAUACUUACGUAAAGCGAUGCAUGUCGGGAGAAGGAAACCUUAAUUUCACACAUAUGCUCAUGAGGUUCACUGAAGUGGCAGGGAUGCACCAGGAAUGAGACCUUGGGUUGGUACUGGAUAGCUUAACAAAGAUGUCAGCCUAGUACGCAGCAGCUGUGAAAAAUGCAAAUUCUAUGCUGGGGACCAUUAUGAAAAGAACUGAAAAUAAAACUGCAGUAAAACUGCAGGUAUUAUAGUGCCGUUAUACAAAUCUAUGAUGCAGGCUGAUGGUGUUUAAAGAGGCAGAUCAGGCAUUCAGUGUAGAAAAUCAGAGCAAUGUGGACCUAUGGUCUGAUUUGGUUUAAGGCAACUUCCUAUAUCCUAUGACAGGAGCUGAACAUCAUCAAGAGAAACAAUUCCUGAAUGAGAAGCAGGUUCUUUUACAGGCAGGGCCAGAUUUAGGUUUGAUGAGGCCCUAAGCUACUGAAGGUAAUGGGACCCUUUUUAUGUCCAGCUGUCCUUCGUCAACAACACAGUGUCACUGUUUUUUGUGUUGAAUAUAUGCUCUAUGGUAAUUUAUGGACCUAAUAGGUAUCUAAAGCCAUUUGCACAUAACAGUCCAUGCAGAAUGUAGGCACCCUGUAUAUAGAAAUGAGAAAACCAGUGAUAUUUUAGGGAGCAGGCUAGCAGGCGGCGCCCAUUACUUACAUCAUAGGAGCCUACACAACACAAAACAUUGUUGCUGUAUAUAGGUUUUAUUUUAUUUUUUAUCUUAUAUUUUGGAAAUGUACAUCCAUAUUUUUUCCUUUUAAAUUUUCUGGGAGGGCCUCCAAGAGAGUGGAGCCCUAAGCUAUAGCUUGUUCAGCUUAUACGUAAAUCUGGCACUGUUUACAGGGUUAAAAAAUAUAUCUUCCUCUCAUAUUAUCCUGCCUUUCUGUUUCGAUUCCAUAUGCCAGCAGAGGGGGACACGAUUAGGUUAGGUUGCAAUUCCUAGGCAAACCAAAGUUGGGUGUAGGAUAGUUGCAGCUCAAGACAAUACAGAUGUCCAAUGAGAGAAGGAGGGAAGAGAGCAGUUGGGUGCAAGUCCCCACACUCAGGAAUGUGUGUCCUCCACCCCCCACCCAGCCAAAAUGUCCAUCAAUCUGAAAGAUCUCAAAAUACUUGUGAAUGAAAUGGGAGCAAAGGCACAGGACCCCUAUAAAAGUACCUCUCAUUCCCUGUUUUGCUUCAUUAGAGUGCAAAUUUGUAAAACGGAGUGUCUCCAUAACUCAUGGGAAGCAGAGCUUCUAAAAGUGGCACAUUCAUUGUAGUGGGCCCAAGGAAGUGAAGCUCUCCCCCCAGCAAAGAUUAUAUAUGCAGGCACUUCCUUGAACUUCAGGUGCAUGACUAAGACUUUAUUGUUUUGUUAGGCAUUUUAAGAUAGUGGCUGGUUUUAUGAUACAUCUUUUAUUGUUUGAUAUACCUGUAUCCCGUAAGUUGUGUUUUUUUAAAUGCCCACUGGUUGAAAAGGUAGAUGAUUAAGCGGUGUAGAAAUGUCUUAAAUAAGAAAUAAAAUUGUGAUGUAAAUCAGUUUCGUACAGGUUCAUACGGCAAAAAACAUGGUAUAACAUUUAUCCCAGGAGAUCCCUCUGUAAUGUUCUGAGUGUUGAGAGUGGGCUGUAGUUACGUCCUUUCUGGUAUGAAUAUGAAAUAAAUUUUAAUUUAAUUUAAUUUAAUUUAAUUUAAUUUAAUUUAAUUAUUUUUUCUACCCCGCCCAUCUGGCUGGGUUUCUUUUCCAGUGUUCAUGGAAUGAGUCACUAGUAUAUAUAUUUUUUUCAUUCUUUCUGCCUUCUUUUGUCAGUUUUUUUCCAUUACAGCUAUGGCUCAAGCCUCGAUGACUCACUCAUUAGUCAUGUUCAAGUGUGCUGUUUUCCAUUUCUUAAAAGCAUACAAUUAGCAGAGCCUAAUUAUUCUGACAAACAGUAACAACAAUAUUUAGCAAUGGGUGGUGGCAGAGGUUGGGGUGGCUUACUUGUUCCUCAGCAAUGGGGAAUAAUCUCAUGAUUGGAAAACCCUUAUGGACUUUUUGCAUGAAAAGGAAAAUGAACUUGUGAUAUCUGGGUUUGACGACUAAAAAGUACGGAAAGUAGAAGAGUUGAGCGUUGUUGUGGAGCAAGGGUUUUGCAUAAGCCUGUAAAGCUGAUAGACUGAGCACCAAAAGUCUUCCCACCCCCUUUCUUUUCUUGUUUCUUCUAUCUUAUCUUUCUUUUCAUUGUUAUGUUUAAAAAAGAUGCUUCAUAUUUGAUGGAAACUGUUUUAUAUUACUUUUUCCAUGCCCCCCUGCAAGCUUUAAUGAAAACCUUUCAAAAAAAGAAAAGGUAUUAAUCUUGACUCAGCUGAACAGUCGGUAGAGCAUGAGAAUCUUAAUCUCAAGGUCUUGGGUUCGAGUCCCAUUUGGGCCAAAGAUUACAGGGGGCUGGACUAGAUGACCCUUGCGGCUAGAUGACUCUACAAUUCUAUGAUUUUAUAAUAAAGAAGCUACAAUGAGGAAAGCAUCUGAGCAGGUUUGGGAACCUCAAGCUGAUGGGCCAGACAUCUGGUCCACUGCCUCCACUCCUUACCCUGCUCCUAGCAGUUAGAUCUAUUUAUAAUAGUGUCAUCCUCCCAGGAAGAGAUCAUAAUUAAUGCCCUGGCUUCCUCCUGUGGUUUGAUCUGCAGAAACCAGCAAGUGUAGAUUUCACUCUGGACAUGUCUGCAGAUGCAGAUGCCACUCACAAUGAGAUUCAUCUGCUAUAACAGCAGAGCCAAGAUUUGGGUGGAUGCAAGCGAUUUUAUUCUCAAAAUGCUUCACAAACAAGUCACAAAGAGCUACCAUUGGUUCUAUCACCUCCUUUGGGCCAGGAUGUAAAAGGCCCCAUACACCCCAGAAAAGCUCUGCUGGAUGACAUAAUGAGGAUGCAAUGGAGGCAGCAAAGUAUGCCUUCUUUGCUGCCUUCACUGCCUCUAAGGUAAAGGUAAAGGGACCCCUGACCAUUAGGUCCAGUUGUGACUGACUCUGGGGUUGCGGUGCUCAUCUGGCUUUAUUGGCCGAGGGAGCCGGCAUACAGCUUCCGGGUCAUGUGGCCAGCAUGACUAAGCCGCUUCUGGCGAACCAGAGCAGUGCACGGAAAUGGCGAUUACCUUCCCGCCAGAGUGGUACCUAUUUAUCUACUUGCACUUUGAUGUGCUUUCAAACUGCUAGGUUGGCAGAAGCAGGGACCGAGUAACGGGAGCUCACCCCGUUGCGGGGAUUCGAACCGCCAACCUUUUGAUCGGCAAGUCCUAGGCUCUGUGGUUUAACCCACAGUGCCACCCACGUCCCAGUGUUUGGUUGCAUUCAUAUGGAUCUUUCCUCCACUUGCGUUCAAGCUGUUUCCCAGCUUGUUUCCUCGUCCUAACCUCUGGAGUAUACCAGGGGGCCAAACGGGCUUCACAAAGUGGGAGAGGGCUCUCAGAGCGAUUGUGUCAAUAGCCCUAACCAUUCAGGUGUUCCAGAGGUCACCCAGAGCUUCGACAUGGGUGCCAGUCAUAUCAGCCAGAAAACCUCCCAGAACCGUUUGGAAUCCCACUGGAUCCAUCAGCCUCUGGGGGCGGACCUUCCGAAUAGGUUCCCCCGCCUCUGCAGAGGGGAAAAGUGCACUCCCAUGGGUGGUGAAGUCAGAGCAUGCCUGGCCCUUGUUCCAGAGUGAAGACUUCACCUGAAGAAAAGAGGAAGGCAUUCUGAGCCAGGUGGGAUUAAACAUCUCUAGAUUUAUGUGGGAGGGAAAGGGAAAUUUUUCAGUAGCUGAUUUUUUGGUGAAUUUUGAUACAGGGAACAAAUGAGAGGGACUCAAUGCGAUUUAUUUUAUUUUUGCACUGGACUACAUAUAAACGUCUUUGUUCUAAUUUUGACGAUGCCAACUUUGCUGAUACAUUUCUUCGAUCCACUUUUGAAAGUGAAGCAGUCCUGGAUUUGUAUGCAGACUGGAGCACAGCUAUCCAUUGGAUUAGACAUGUCUUUGAAUUUUGUGGCUCGGUUCUAGUACAAAAAUGUGCAUUUUACGGCAGACAUGCAUUUCUGAGCAUACAGAAUGUAUAUUUGGUUGGGUGGGAUGGAUGAGUACAAAAUGUGUACUUUAGGAGAAAGGGCAUACAAUUUAGAUGUGAAAUGUUGCUGCUUUUUGUUAUCUACAGAAAAUGGUACAGAAUGGAUCUCUUAAGUGCCCAUGAAGCUGCCAUGCACUGGAAAUAGGCAAAGCCACCAGUCCCAGAUAGAUAGGUUGAUAGGGAGCUUACAUACCAAGGGGUUCAAUCCAGCAAAACUGAGGGUUUAUCCACACUUCCUCUUGUCCUCCUGCUUUCACCUGGGAAAAACAACUCUUUAGCCUUCAAACAGAGCAAACAGCAAUUUGGGUUUUCUUUGGAUUGCCGUUUUGCCAGUUGCUCAGAUUUAAAGCAAAAGAGCAACUUUUCUCUGGAAAAGGAGCAGAAAAAGGGGGAAAGGGCUCAGACCUGUGCCUUCUAUGCAUGGGACAAGAAAAAGUCUUGGUGACUUCAUAGAAACGGCCAUCUGGAUCAUACCUAAGGCAUAUUUCGCUCACGAAGAUGCAGUAAUGGGCAGAGGAUAUAAAGCUUUUAGAGAGGAACCAGACACAAGUCUGUGGAGGUUGUAACCGUCAGUGCCUAAUACUCAUGAAUGCUGCCUCUGUGUUCAGAAAUCAACAGAUGAAGCUUCAGCAUGGAGAACACAAUUGCUCACUAAUGUCUGGAGACAAAGACUAAGUUACAGAACACAGGAGGAGGCGGCCAUAUAAGCUAGAGCCUGCCACUAAGCUGUGCCCUUGCAAUAACAUGGCAAAAGGGAAACCAUAAAAGGCAAAAAGAGGGGACAGAAAAAAUAGAGGUAAAGAACUUGUUUGGUAUGCAGAAGGUUGAAAGUUCAGUUUCUGACAUCUGGAGACAAAGACGGAAGAGGUAGCAGAUUCCCGUGGAAAAGUCUGAGCCCUUGCAGAUUUGCUGGCAGUCAGAGUAAGGCAAUACUGUGUCAGGUGAAGCAAUGGUGAGUCGUAUAAGACUGCUUCCUAUGUUACGCAGAAAAAAAUGGGGGAAGAUAGAUGGUGACUAUGCAGACAAAAGAUUGUAGUGGAGGAAAUAUUUAGGUCAGACUAGAUGUGUGCCUUUGUUUCAGGAAGAACUGGAAAACUGAGUGAGUGUUGGUCACUUUUGUUAUUCGCCAUGAGCCAAGCACCAUGGACAGAAAUGACUCCUGAAUGAACAGAUAACAAUUUAUUUGGUUCCCUUCAUGUUUUCCCUCUUCCCCUUGCUUGCCCUUCUGUUUUGAUUCCAUCAGCCAACAAAGUGGGGCAUGGCUAGGUUAGGCUAGGCAAUUGUAGUUUGAGGCAAUAGGGGUGUGCAAUGAAGGAGGAAAGAGGGAAGGAGAGCAGGGUGUGUAGGUGUAUGUGUGGGUGGGUGUGAGAGAGAUUGACACUGCAACUCCCCAGACCAGACCAGGCAUAGAAUUCUUUUCUUAAAAUAUCUGUCAAUGAUUAUGGGAGAGAGGCAUACGAAACCGCCAACAGCCCCUAUCACUGCUCAUUCAUCUGCAUGCAAAGUUAUAAAAGUAUUUCAAAAACUCACAAAUAUAUUUCUUCAGUUAUUGCUCUAUGGCAGGCAACCAGCAUCAAAAAGCGAAGGAGACCCAUUUGGAGAAAUCGUAUAGGUUAAUUAGUCACCAGCUUGUCAACCAGAGCUGGAGUUACUAGGCAGUAACAGAGGGCCACACCUAGAGACCCAUUCCCAACCUCUGGAUCCGUGCACCAGCAAACGUUGGUGUGCCAUCAGGCAGAACAAACCUACAGAGGGGGUGGGGUGCGGAAGGGAGGGAGGUGAUGGUAGCCAGUGGCGUCGCAUGGGGGUGGGGGGAUGGAGCACCCUGGGUGCCAUGUCUGGGGGGGUGACAAGAAGGCACCCGGUGGGGAGCUUGCCCCGCCACCCCCGAGUUUGGCGGUGCAAGCAGCCAUCGUGCUGCCACCGCAUGUGGAGGAUCUUCCAUUCACAACUGCAGAUGCGAGCAGAGGAUCCCGCCACCACCCAUGUGGCAUUCAAGCGGUGCCACUAGUGGGCGUUUCAGGAUUCUAGGUGGGAGGUAGGGGGUUCUAUGACACAAGCUGAAUCCUCCUUCCAUUGAGCACUAGUGGGCGGUAAGAAAAUUUUACCAUCAAGAAAGAUGCAUUAGUGGGUGGUAGGUAUAAAAAGGUUGACUACCCCUGGUCUACACUGAUGGGCAAAGGCUUUCCAGGCUCUUUUCCAGAACCACCAAGUGCCCCAAUUGUCCAGGGACAAUCCUGGAAUCAUGCAUCCUGGAAUCAUGGCUACUGAUUUGUUUCUUUUGUUUUUUAAAAUGCUUUUUUUUAGAUUUUUCCAUUGUUAGUCAUAUACAUAGUCAAAUUCUUAUUUUUAACAUAUACUAUACAUAUUUAUAAACCAGAUCUUUUUCAUAAUUCUUCCCCAGUGACUUCCCGCCACCUCAUUACAGCAUCUUCUAUCUUCUUUUUCUUUUCAAUUGUGUUGUUUAUCUUUAUUAUCUUUAUGUUACAAAAUAUAUAACUUAUCUAUCUAAAUUGUGACUUUGUGAAAUUUAUUCAACACAUAUCAAGGGUUUGAUUUGAGAACAAUGCUUUCCCAUAUAGCAAUAUACACAUUCCCAUUCUUUUUAAAAUUUUUGGUAGGGUUGAUACCUUAUUGCCGCUGUCAUUCUUGCCAAUUCCAAAUAUUCACACAGUUUAUUUUGCUAUUCCCCUAUUGUUGGUGUAGUCUCCCCUUUCCAUUUCUUUGCAAUUAACAUUCUUGCUGUGGCUGUAGCAUACAAGAACACCUUUUUCUUAUCCUUUGGGAUAUUGAUCCGCAUAAUGCCUAGGAGAAAGGCUUCAGGGUCCCCCCCCCCCCAUGUUUGUCUAAACAUUUUUUUUAAUUCGUCAUAAACAGUAUUCCAAAAUAUUUUGAUUUUAUCCCAACCCCACUACAUGUGGUACAUUGUUCCUUCCCCCUGAUUACACAUCCAGCAAACAUUUAAUUUUGAUUUAUAUAUUUUAGCCAAUUUUCUGGGGGUCAUGUACCACCUAUACAGCAUUUUCAUGAAAUUUUCCUUUAUUGUAUAGCAGGCUGUGAAUUUAAAGUCUUUUUGCCACAAUCUUUCCCAAUCCUCCAUCUGGAUAGGAUAUCCAAAAUCUUUUGCCCAUUUGAUCAUCACUUCUUUGAUCUCCCCAUCCUCUACCUCCCAAUCCAGCAAUAAUCUAUAUGUUUUUGAUAAUAUUUUCCUUUUGUUCUGUAAUAAUUCCUUUUCUAAUUUUGAUAUUUGUUUUUCCAAUCCAAUUUUCUUAUCUAAUGUAAACACAUCAUUUAAUUGAUGAUAUUGUAACCAAUCCGUACAAUAAUGUCUAAUUGCUUUAAUUUUUUUCAGUUUUAAUUGGCUUUGUUCUUCUUUUAGAAUUUCUCUUUAUGUUGCCUAAUUUGGUUUCAUAUUUUUUUCUCUUUACUGUAAAGGCCUCCGUUGGUGAAAGCCACCAAGGUGUCUUUAUAUAUACAAAGUCUUUAUAUCUGACCCAUACUGUGCACAGAGAUUUUUGAAUUACAUGCUUUAAAAUACCCCUAUGUACUUUUGCUUUAUCGUAACCUAGAUAUGCGUGCCAUCCAACAUGCCAUCCGUAUCUGUUGUCCCAUCCUUCUUUGUCCAAUAUAUCUGUAUUUUUCAAUGUCAUCCAUUCGUUUAGUCAACAUAAACAUGAGGCUUCAUAAUAGAGUUUCAGAUCUGGCAAGGCGAAGCCCCCUCUUUCCUUUAUAUCUGUUAAUGAUUUAUAUUUAAUUCAUGGUUUCUUGCCUUGCCUGGCUACUGAUUUGAUCCCACAUUGUCCCUAUUUCCCCUGCCAGUGCUGCCACCACUGAGCUCAGGAAGGAGAAUGAGCUGGUGCUUGUCUCGAGUGAUGGCGGGAGUGGUGAGGGAGCACCCCGUUGCCUCUCUGUGUCUGCCGCUGCAGGUGGGGAACAGGGUGGGGAAGGAGGUCCCAGGUUCAUUUUAAUUUGCAAACUGCCCUCAGAACUCAGAACAUAUAAAUUCUAAAUGCCUGUCAUAGUCUGCGCAGCCUGAAAACCUCUUCUGUCCAGGACAGCACAAUCUGCGGCAGGCCUCUGAGCACAUGUGCAUCUUUAAAGCACACCUGAACACAAACUUCAACUGAUGUGGAAUAAUGUGGAUGUCUCCUUUCCCCAGGUUCAUCAUCCCUAUUGUGCUCCUCAGUCUCCGAUCUGACCGUUCUCACAAUGCUUAUACUGCAGAUCUGCGCUGUGGUUUGUGCUUUUAUCAGCCUUCUUCUUCUCCUCACCGCCCUGGGCUCAGACUACUGGAUACAAACUGCCAAGGAGAACAGUGGUCUCUGGGCAUAUUGCAGGACUGAGUCUAAGUUCAAUACUUGUGUUCCAUUUUUUAUAAUAGGAGUACCAGGUAAGUUCUUCUCUGUCUUGUGCUAGGAGUACUUGAGGUGCGGUAUUCCAAAGCUGAUUGAACUGAUGUUCAUUUCUAAGGUUUGCAGCAAUGGGGGACCUAGUUGAUCCUUCCUCAACCCUGGGUGCCAGCACAAAAUGGCUGCUGUGGGUGGGCAGCAAAAAAAUUAAAUGGAGAUGGUAGUUCUUACCACUGAGGCUGGAUCUACACAGAUAUGAAAAAUGCUAUAAAAACACUAUAAGAAUAUAGCUCCCAAUGCUGUUUACCAUUGACAACGGAUCACUGCUCUACGGUGCCCUCUCGUGUCACAUUUUAAGAACAUAUUUUUAACGUUAUAAUUGACCAGUGUAGAUGAGUCCCCACUUUCCACAAAAAAACCCCUCUUGCCUCUGAUUUUUAAUAUAUGUUGUCAGGAAGCCAUUUUUUUUGUCUGCCAAGACGCCCCUACCUUAUAUACAACCUUGCAUGUUGCAAAGGAUCCUGGGAGUGCUUUGGAUUGCACUGUGAUGGCCUGGGAUUCGGACUCGGAUGCUGAACCUGAGGGGUCCCAGCCUGCACAGGAUUCCCCGCCUCCAGAACCAGCUGAGCCAGGGCUGGAGCAUGAGCCUGAAGGGUCCUCACCUGUGCUGGAUCCUCAGCUGCAGGCAUCAGCCGAGUCUGCUCUGGCUCCUGAGGUGAUGGAGGACCCAUUGCCUGCAGGUGCUCCACUCUCAGCGCUGUCAGAGGGAGCUGAGGUUGCCUCUAGGUCUGGUAACCCUCCAGCCUCUCCUGAACUGCAGAUAAAAGCCAGCCAGCCCCAGUCCCAAGUUGCGGGAGCAACAUUGUUGGUUGCUAGUUCCUGCCUGAAUCCUGUCCUGCUUUCCUGCCUGAGCUCCUGACCCACCCUGGUUCCCUGCUUGUAUGCCUGUUCCUGACUUCACUUGACUCACUGCCCUACUCCCAGCUUCAGAUACUACAGACUGCCUCCACGUUGCACCUUUGAGCACGGACCGGACUUGGACCAUGCCUCUCGGGUAACCCACGGGACCAGCACAUGCACACUCCAUUUGCACUGUGCUCUUGGCAGGUUUACUGUGCCCCGAUGUCACUCGGUGUGAGUUGGGUGUGUCUUUCUUCAGUUCUGUGAAGCUGUACAUUGCAGGAGAAGAUGGGUGGCUUUGGGCAAGUUGCACAGAAGAGAUGCUUCUUCGCCACAACCAGUCUUCAAGUUGGCAAACCUAUGAUAAGCUUCAAAGGAUACUUAGAAGAAUACAGACUAAACCAGUUGCCUCUCCUGAUGGCGUCUCUCAGCAGCUUAAUAGAGAUAUAAACCAGCAUGGGGGAAAGAAUGAACCCCUGUGGAGUGCAGUGGGUUAUGCAACAAUCCUGUAACCAUGGUGCUGAAUAAUAGGAGGCCAGCCCAUUAUGGGAAAUAGAGUAUUGGCCCAUCAACGUCCGUCUGCUUUCAGCCAACACGCACCUACCACGGGUUGGCUGUGUCUGACAUUCCCUCUUGCUCCACUUACUUUUGGUCUUCCUGCCAUCUGCCCUACCAGUACUCAUAUGCUUCAGCCACCACUGGUGACAGCCCCACUUUCAGGACUGACCAAGCAGGUAGGAGUAGAAGCACCACCAGGAAAUCAUGCCCUCAAUGUAUUUAAUUACUUUUGUUGUUGUUGGAGAUUCCUUUAAAUGUGAAUAUUUAUUUGGACUUUUCUAUUAAAAAAUACAGAUUAAUUCUGAAACAGGACAGAGAGCAUGCAAAACUGAUAUGUGUCAGAUAAAAACUGAUCUGUCCAUCCCUGGUGGAAAGUAUUACAUGGGGCCUGUGGACGUGGGAUUUGGCUGGCACCUUUCUCGCCUCCCCUAGUCGCGGGGAAACCCGGUUUCGGGGAUCCGGAGCGACGUGGGGUGAAUGGGGCAGUGCUUCAAAUCGACUGCUCUUUUCACGGAGUGAAGCCGCAUUGCUGUUGCCGGACAGCGCUGACUUUUUCCUGUGGACAAUUGGAUUUUAAACAACUGCCCAUGAGUAGAACAGAAAAUUGGACUAUGAAAUUUCUUAAUUUGGCACCAAAGCGGGAAGGUCUAAACAGGAAGUCCGCCUUCGCUUUUGUAAAUAAAUUGAAGCAAAGACACAGCAAACUAGAGUCUGGAAAGUCGCUUGUAAAGGAUUAAAUUUUCAUCAUUUAAAAUUACUGAACCCCCCUUGGAAGCAGGAGAAGAGGGGGGAAUCUUUUUUAGACUGUCUAAACCUGCAGAAGAGAGUAAAGAAAGGUAAAUUUCCACCGUCUUGAACCUGGGAGCGGGGUGUCAGGACAGACGUUUUGGGGAAGUUCAUUGACUGUGGACAGACGUUUUUGACAGAUAGUCAAAAGAAGAGAAACAUAUUGAUUCCAUUGUUCCCUUUUGCAUUUAAAAGGAACAUAAUAUCUGAAAAAGGAAAGGAACUUUGUUGCUAGAUCUGCUUUAAAAAAAGAAAAAAGACGGAUACAAAUAGAAAUUGUUUCCCCUAGAGGGAGCUUGUGGAACUGUUAUUAGAGUCGAACUGGGGAGCUUUGCAGCUGUAGAGAUUAAAGAUCGUGGGACCAGACUUCGACCUUGAACAAGAAUGUGCUUAGAGGAGGCUUUGGUGCUUGCUCUUUGCAAGACAAGUACUGUAUUGGAACAGUUACAUGAGAAGAUGGAUUUGAUGACUGUUGCGAUCGGAAAUUUUGGACAGGCAGUGGGUACCUAUAUAGAACCCACUCAGGAAUUAAUCCAGGAAUGUGCUUUGACAGAUCAGAUAAAGGAGGAGGUUGUUGCUGAACCUCAAGUAGCAGAAAUGGAGAGAGCUGCGGCCCAGCAGGAACAUGAGUUGUUGGAUUUGACGAAUGAACCUGGAAAAAGUCAGAUUUGGAGAGAUGGAGUUCUGUUUGGCUUGGAGAUGGGGGGCUGGAUGGAUCCCCCUAUGCAGGGAUGUUUUGACCUUUCGAGUCUGGCCUUGGGCCGGGGGGAGUUGUGAGUUGUGGGGGCCCUUAACUUUGGAGGGACUUUGAGACAUGCCUUUAAAUAUUACAUGGAUUUCAGUGUUGACUAUGGAAAAUGGGCUGACUUGUCGAGAAGGGACAAAGAUAUCAUCAAGUUGGAGUCUCCCCGAGUGAAAGGAAGGAAAUUAAGAAUACGAUCAGCAGAAGACAAAGUAAAGUACAGGCAUAAACAUGAAGAAGACCUGCGGAAGUGACAUGGAAAAGACUUAAGAGCCUCAGAUAGAAGGUCACCAGGUUGAUGGACUAGAUGGAUGGGAUAGAAAGGACUGACAAAACCCGAGACCAGGAAGAAGAGACGAUGGAUGAAGAUUGGAAGAAAGUUUUAAAAAUUUAUUUAGAAAAUUAUCGUAAAAUUAAUGAGUAUUAGAAAAAUGUUGGAAUGAAAUUAUUUGGCUUUAGCAGAAAUGUUAAAAGAAUUAUGUAAGAAUAUGUUAUGGUUAAAAGAAUUAGGUAUAAAUAAGAUUUAAGUUUUAAGCUUUAGGGUUUCUUAUGGUAAGAUAAGGUUAAAAUAGAUUAAGGUAAUUUAAUGAUAGAAUAUUGUGAAAGAUGGAAAGGAUGUGCUGAGAUAAUUAACAACUAGAAUACAAAAAAGGGAGGUGUGAGGAGGUCGAUGAAAUAAGUUAAUGAAAGUUAAGGAUUUGGGAAUAUUGGAUUUGUUUUUCAAUUUUUUGUUUACUUUUGCUUUUUUUAAAAAAAUGAUAUUUAUUAAGGUUUCAAUAAAAGAUUAAACAGAAAAACAUAAAAGAGAAAUACACAAUUCAAAAAUGCACAAUACAUAAUCCAAAAAAGAAAAAAGAACAAAAGACAAAAGACAAAAAAGAAAAAGAACAGUUAAAAGCAAUAUCACCUUUUCAUUUCCAUCUUUAAAUUUACUUAUUUUCUGGACCUCCUCAUACCUCCCUCUUUUGUAUUCCAGUUCAAAUUGUUUGUCCAGCAAUUUCUUUCCCUCUUUUUUAAUCCCAAUCUUUAAUCUUAAUAUAAUAUAACAUUAAAAUUUUUCCUCUUAAAAACCAAAUUUCCAUUUCCUUAAACUUCUUUAAUCCUAAUCCUUAGUCUUAGUCUAUCUAUAACUUUGAAUCCUGUACAGCUGGAAACCACUUAUUUUCAAUCCAACAUCACUCUAACAUUCUUUAAUUUUGCAGUGUUUUUGUAAAUAAUCUUUGAAUUUCUUCCAAUCUUCCUCCACCAACUCUUCUCCCUGGUCACGGAUUCUACCAGUCAUUUCCGCCAGUUCCAUAUAGUCCAUCAGUUUCAUCUGCCAUUCCUCCAGUGUGGGAAGUUCUUGUGUCUUCCAGUACUUUGCAAUGAGUAUUCUUGCUGCUGUUGUUGCAUACAUAAAGAAAGUUCUAUCCUUUUUAUCACCAUUUGGCCGACUAUGCCCAGGAGAAAGGCCUCUGGUUUCUUGGGGAAGGUAUAUUUGAAUACCUUUUUAAUUCAUUAUAUAUCAUUUCCCAGAAAGCCUUAAUCUUUGGGCACGUCCACCAAAGGUGAAAAAUGUACCUUCCGUUUCUUUACAUUUCCAACAUUUAUUAUCGGGCAAAUGAUAGAUUUUUGCAAGCUUGACUGGGGUUAUGUACCACCUGUAUAUCAUUUUCAUAAUAUUCUCUCUUAAGGCAUUACAUGCCGUAAAUUUCAUACCUGUGGUCCAUAACUGUUCCCAGUCAGCGAACAUAAUGUUAUGUCCAACGUCUUGUGCCCAUUUAAUCAUAGCCGAUUUUACCGUUUCAUCCUGAGUGUUCCAUUUCAGCAGCAAGUUAUACAUUCUUGACAAAUUCUUAGUUUUGGGUUCUAACAGUUCAGUUUCUAAUUUUGAUUUUUCCACCUGGAAGCCAAUUUUCUUGUCCAAUUUAAAUGCCUCCAUUAUCUGAAAAUAAUGAAGCCAGUCUCGCACUUUGUUUUUUAGUUUUUCAAAGCUCUGCAAUUUCAGUCUAUCUCCAUCUUGUUCCAAAAUUUCCCAAUAUUUCAGCCAUUUGACCUCCAUAUUGAGCUUUUUCAAGGCUUUCGCUUCCAUUGGUGACAGCCACCUUGGGGUUUUGUUUUCUAAUAAAUCCUUAUAUCUUAUCCAAACAUUAAACAGCGCUUUCCUGACAAUGUGGUUUUUAAAUGCUUUAUGUGCUUUGACCUUAUCAUACCAUAGAUAUGCAUGCCAUCCAAAUACAUUGUUAAAACCUUCUAGGUCCAAAAUGUCAGUGUUUUCAAGAAGUAGCCAUUCUUUCAACCAGCAAAAAGCUGCUGAUUCAUAGUAAAGUUUGAGGUCUGGCAGGGCAAAUCCACCUCUUUCCUUUGCAUCCGUUAGUAUUUUAAAUUUUAUUCUGGGCUUCUUGCCCUGCCAGACAAAUCUAGAAAUAUCUUUCUGCCACCUCUUGAAACAAUCCAUUCUGUCCACAAUUUGCAAAGUUUGAAACAAAAACAACAUUCUAGGCAAUACAUUCAUUUUUAUCGCAGCAAUACAGCCCAGCAGUGAAAGCUUCAAAUUUGACCAAAUUUCUAAAUCUUUUUUCACUUCAGCCCAACAUUUUUCAUAGUUGUCUUUGAAUAAAUUCCCAUUUUUGCUGUCAUGUUAAUCCCCAGGUAUUUAACUUUCUUAACCACUGUUAAACCUGUCUCAUUCUGAACCCUCUCUUUCAAUCGGUGUUAAAUUUUUCUCUAAAACCUUAGUUUUUGACUUGUUCAAUUUAAAUCCUGCCACUUGACCAAAUUCUUGAAUCAGUUCUAAAACCCUUUUGGUACUAGAUUCUGGCUCCUGUAACGUCAGUACUAAGUCAUCUGCAAAUGCUCUCAGUUUGUACUGUUUGGUUCCGACCUGUAUACCUUUAACCAGCCGGUCCCUUCUAAUCAUAUUCAGCAAAACCUCCAGGACCGAAAUAAAAAGAAGUGGGGAAAUUGGGCAACCUUUUCGUGUCCCUUUUUCAAUUUUAAGUUCUUCCGUCACAACAUUAUUUACAAUUAAUUUAGCCUUUUGUUCUGAAUAAAUUGCACUUAUACCAUUCUGCUGAUUUUGAUUUUGAUGUAUUGUGUGUUUUCUUUUCUUUUUUUGACUUUGGUUUUUAUUGAUUUGUAUUGUUUAAUUGUUAUUUUUGUCUACCUUUCUCUUUCUCUUUCUCUUGUUUUUUCCUUCUUUUUUCUUUGUAAUUUUAAACUCCCAAUAAAUAUCAUUAAAAAGAAAAAGAAAAAGGGAAAGUAUUACAUGGGAUGUCUGCAGGGCUAUUGUCAAAUCCCACAAAUGCAUUUAACCUUGUUUCUUUCUCUUCCUUCCUUCCUGAAAGCUUACAUCGAUGCUACCCGAACCUUCAUGUUCUUCGCGGUGAUCGCUGGAGUCAUCUCUUGCAUUUGCCUUUGUGGCAACUUCUUUUCCUUCCAACUUCGCUCCAUCUCCAAGACCAAGAGCUCAGCUAUAGCCAGCCUCGUUGCAGGUAUCAUGGGGGUUCUGAACAUCUGCGUCCACACUAAGCCCAAGCCCCUGAAACCCCAGAAAUCAGCUAACCCAGAAAUAGUACCCCGGGGUAAGAACUUUGCUUCAGGAUGAGAACAGAAAUCACGCAGCAGUGGCGCAGCGGCAGCGGGAGGCCCCAUUAGCUAAAGUGGUGCUUCAGGUUAAGAACAGUUUCAGGUUAAGAAUGGACCUCCAGAACUCAUUAAGUUCUUAACCCGAGGUACCACUGUAUAGGGAGGGUGGGCGGGUGGUCCGGUGGACGAAACGAAACAGAAGAAUCUCAAAACGCAAUGUGCAGCGGUAUAUAUCUAUCCCUUGGAAGUAAUUUCUGCAACCCCAUUGGCCGGAACAGGUCCCAUGCUUCCGAGGGAGCAGUUGGGUAGCUGUGGCAAUCCAAACAUAGCCAGCCCAGAAACAGAGUCAGUUGUGGUGACUUCACUGCAACACAUGCUCUCUGGGAGGAGAACGCGAUUUCACAAAACUCUAUUGGCAGAACUAAGUUAUACUUAGAAUAGACCCACUGAAAUCAAUGGAUAUGGUGCAUAGCAAUGCCCUCCCCACUCCCCACCUCCAGUUUCAGAGUUACAAAAGAUAGGGAGGGGGAUGCAAGGGUUUUCAUAGCCCUGCCAGGGCAGCUGCUUUUCACUUGCUAUGUUGGAGUUAGAAAGCAGCCGUGUGGGUUUGCUUCAAAAGCCACACUGUGGGAAGCAGUGGCUUCCAUUGAAUGAAAACCACACACCCCUUCUUGAGUAUGGCAUGCUUCUAAAACCUUCCCUCUUUCAUCUCAUGCUGCCACAGCUAAGUGAGCUGAGGAAUUUGCCUGGCAGGAAUAACAACACUGGGAGAUGGCCAGUUGCACUGCUGGUAGAUCUGUGCCUCUGGAUCCUGGGAGUAUGAGCCACUCAGGUGGUUGGCAGAGGAGCCAGCAGAGCAGGGCAGUGGCGGCCACCUGUUCCAGCUGUCCCUCUACAUUUCACCUAGACCACCCAUCUACCACCUCUCAUCACACUCUAUAUUAGAUCGCCACCUGUCUCUGUUCAAGUGAACUGCAGAGUGAUGGCACAUUUACCUUUUUAUUAUAUGUUACACAUACUGUAAAAGGAUAGCCAAACAACUGCAUAUGAAAACAAUGUGAAAAAUAACAAGCACAAAUAUGAAAAAACUAUUUAGAACAGCAUCCCAUAAUGCACAAUCAAUUCAAAUCCAGGACGGAUACCAGCUGGGAUAAGGAUUUUAGCAUGUUUGUUGAAAGCGGGAAAGUUUUGGCUCCCAAACGCCACAAACCCCGAAGUGUGUCUUCCAGUUUGCAAACGUUCUUUGGAAGCCGAAAGUCUGGCGCGGCUCCUGCAGCUUCCGAUUGAGUGCAGGAAGCACUUGCAGCCAAUCAGAAGCCGUGAUUCGGUUGUCGAAAGUUUUCGGAAGUUGAACGUACUUCCGGAACAGAUUCCCUUUGACAACCAAGGUACGACUGUAUAGGGCUUUGUACACUAAUGUUGAACCUUGCACGGCGGUGGAUUGGCAGCCAGUGCAUUUCUUUCAGCUGCAGUAUAUUCCACCUCAGUGAGUAGUUGAUCCUCUCCAUUUUGCACUAACUGCAGCUUCCAGCUCAGCAAGUAACAAGUAACUUGAUAUCCUGAUGUAUUUUUUCUUCCUAGCUCUUUGUGUCAUGAUUGGCAUGGCCAUCUUCACAGGGCAGACAGGAGGAAUUGCCCCUUAUGGAUGGUCUUUUGGCUUGGGCUGGGCAACCUUUCCUCUCUUCCUCAUAACUGGUGAGUAUUUGUCGAAUGCUGGAAAUGUACAUCUUUAUUUAAAGGUUUACCUUUGUGUAGAGUAGUCUGCUGCAUUAUUUAGCUCAGAACAGUUUGGGGCUGCUCUACAGUGUGUCCAUUUGAACACAGAUGAAUGCAGGUGUGUGUUCCCUGUAGAAGAUUCAAAAUGCACCAUGUAGUUCUGUGGAAAAGAAUAUAUUUUUGCCCUCUAGAACGACAAGUUUGUGACCUCACUGAUGAGGAAGCAAGGUCAGCAGUCCAGAUAUCUUGGAUGGUGUUUUAUUCUGCUCCCCCUGUUGCCCUAACCAGCCCCUUUUCUCUCCUGACAGGUGGGCUGGCUUUCGCCUUGGAUAGGACUGUGUCAACAGCAGCAUGA
Molecule: messenger RNA, 22001 nt
Organism: Podarcis lilfordi (Lilford's wall lizard)
Lineage: Eukaryota; Metazoa; Chordata; Lepidosauria; Squamata; Lacertidae
Source: the annotation of a GenBank genome assembly